CUCGCCAAAAACUUCUUAUCAGACAAGUCCUGCGAUAGUUCCAGGACCAGGGUACAGGCAUUCGCUUUCCGGCAGUCCUCGAGUUUGGAACAAAACGCGGUGUUCGGUUCUGUUUAAAAAACAUAUUUUUAAGAGUGGGCCUAUUGUUAAUAGUGUCAUAGUUUCGGAUAAUUUAUUGAUUAAAAAAUAUGUGCAAUUGAAAAAUAUUUUAAGUUUUAUGAUAGUGUUUGAAAAUAAAAGUGAUUGCUUGUGAAUUUUUGGAGGAAAUUCAAAGGAUUAUUGGAAUAAUAGGAUUAUAUUUGAAAAAGUUUUAGGAAAAGAAGCAAAAGUCAAAGGCCGAGGACACGCGUUGCACUUGUCAGAUUUGUUGCUUCCCCCCCACGGAAACCCAAAAGUUUGCGGCACGUGCUGGUCACGCGUCGCCAAUUAGGAAAUCGGAAGUGUUAGCUUCACCGUUAUGCACUUAGCCGGCAAUUCGCAACUGAUUUAAAAAUAGCAAAUAUCGAAAUUGGGUGAUAAUGUUUUCUAUGGACAACUUUGACUUGGAGGCCACUAUGGCGCGCCACUUCUUCGAGGGCUCCCAGGCCACCAACGCCUCCACCUCCAGUUCCGAGUACUUCUUUGGUGAUGAACACAGCUCGGAGAGCGAUGAUGAGGACGAUGCCUAUAGCAGUGGCUUCAAUAGCGACCAGGAGAACAAUGAAAAGACCCGGCGGAGUCACAAGCCGAGGCGCUUGAAGUGCGCCUCCCAAAUGGCCCAGCAACGGCAGGCGGCCAAUCUCCGAGAGCGUCGGCGGAUGCAGAGCAUCAACGAGGCCUUCGAGGGCCUGCGAACCCAUAUUCCCACACUCCCCUACGAAAAGAGACUCAGCAAGGUCGAUACACUCAAACUGGCCAUAAGCUAUAUAACCUUCCUGAGCGAAAUGGUGAAGAAGGACAAAAACGGCAACGAGCCAGGACUGAGCUUGCAGCGAAAUUACCAAAAGGAGCCGCCCAAGAAAAUCAUCCUCAAGGAUCGCACUGGCGGAGUGUCGCACUCGUUGUCCUGGUACCGCAAGGGCGACCGAUAUCCUGGCAGCAAGCUCUACGCCCGCACCUGGACCCCAGAAGAUCCCCGGGGCCCCCUGUCGCAGCCCCAGCCCCAGCACUACAACAAUAGCAACUCCAACCAGAAUCAAAAUAGUAACCAAAGCAGCGAGGACUUCAGCGGUAGUGCCGAUAUGUCAGAUCCUGGAGCUGCGGCCAGCAUCUUUGGCAGUGGCAAUGGCAUGUGAGGAUCCCGUAGGGAUAAUAAAUGAGCAAAGGAUUCAUUGGAAACCAAACUAGUCAAGCUUUGCUAGUCACUACAUCUAACAUAUAUUAAUCAAUUUAAUAAUUAUACGAAGAAAACAUGUUCUGUGGUAUUUAAUUGCUCUAAGUUUGCUAAUAUCUAAAUGUUAUACUUAGUCGUUUAGUUUAAAUCGAAUAAACAUCUCAAGCA
Drosophila ananassae is the source of this 1480-nucleotide messenger RNA. RefSeq names its product pancreas transcription factor 1 subunit alpha (gene Fer1). Gene Ontology annotation, molecular function: RNA polymerase II transcription regulatory region sequence-specific DNA binding; DNA-binding transcription factor activity, RNA polymerase II-specific; protein dimerization activity. Bases 519 to 1274 code for a protein of 251 amino acids. Gene Ontology annotation, biological process: regulation of transcription by RNA polymerase II; developmental process. Lineage: Eukaryota; Metazoa; Arthropoda; Insecta; Diptera; Drosophilidae. The transcript is spliced from 5 exons. The record is from RefSeq and is a predicted model, not a curated record.